Messenger RNA from Closterium sp. NIES-67, 4013 nucleotides. NCBI's taxonomy places the organism in Eukaryota, Viridiplantae, Streptophyta, Zygnematophyceae, Desmidiales, Closteriaceae. The record is from the annotation of a GenBank genome assembly.
AUUCCAGAUUCUUAGCCAAGUUCUAGAAACAAACCGCUCAGGCAGGCACAAGCAGCUCCAGUGAGGAAGGAGGAAUCUGGGAUUAGGUCGGGAAGUACGUUCUGAGACCGACCUUCCUCUCCGAUGCGCGGUAAUUAAUCUGUCCGCGAAAGCAGUUAUUAUCGGCAUGGGGGUCUGGAAUCUUCUGGUCCCUCUUAUUUUCGUGGCCGCUACGACAGCAGGCCACGCCUUUCCUGCUCUCGCCGAAACGAAGCGGGAUGACGAGGCGGUAACCGGGGCAGAUCUGACGAGCUCGUUACACUCCAACAUUCUGGGAUGGAUUCACGGCCGUCAGCUAAACGGGAUCCAGCCGGUUUCCGUCAAGCGUAGCGUUUUCCGUCGGUUGCUCCAAGUCUCUGACGAAGACGGCGACGGCUCCGCGGAUUCUGGCGGGGGUGGCGGAGAUGUUUCGGAAGGAACGCGGAAGAAGCGCAAGGGGAAGAAGAAGAAGCGGAAAGGCCGCAAGAGCAAGAAGACUGGGAGCAAGAAAACGAGCAAGAAGGGGAAGCUUCGUCGACAGAACGCGAUGCCGCGAAGAUCCGAGGAGCUUCAGCAGGUGAUUAAGGAGGUGACGUCACAGUUGGGGGAAGACGAAGAGGGGGGGGAUCGUGUCGCGGGCAAGGCGGACGGCGAUGAGGAGACCCGCGGAGGGGGACCGGACGAGGGAAACGGCGGGGGAGACGCGGAGACGAAUGCGGAGAGCAAUGCGGAGAGGAAUGCGGAGAGGAAUGAUGAGGAGACGACUUCGCGAGCGCGAGAAAGCGAGGCGGAGGAAGGGGAAGGCGGAAGAGAGCGCGCGGAGGGCGGGGGACACGCGGAAGGCGGAGAGUUGCCGGGCGAGGCGGAGGAGAAGCGAGAGACAUCCGCGGCUGCGGAGGAGGGGGAGGAAGGGGAGGGUGAGGACGGGGGAGGCAAGCGCGGAGUUGUAGCCCCCCCUGCGGACGAUGACGAAGCGGCUGAGCGGAAGGCGGAAAAGGCGGAGGCGGCGGAAGAGGAUGGCGGAGAGGGGGAGAGCCGGGGGGAGAGCGCAGGAGGCGAGGAGGGAGAGGGGGAAGGUAAAGGGGAAGGGAAGAGGGGAGAGGAGGAUGGGGAGGGCGCGAAGGGCGAGGAGGGAGAGGAGGCGAAUAGGCCGAGGAAGGAGAGGAAGGAGGAUGAGGAAGAGGGGGAGGGGGACGGGGAGGAGCGGCGGGUGAAGAAAGAAACGGAGGGCAUUCCGGAGGCAGACGAUGCCCCGCGCGCGGACAGGGAGGAGGAUGACUUGGAAAGGGGGGAUGAUGACGUGCCGAAGCGGACGCGCGGAAGGGGAAAGGAGGGGGAGGAUGCGGAGGGCGGAGACUUGCUUGUGGGAGGCGAGGGGAAGAGGGGGAAGACGGGGGAAGAUGCGGAGGAGGGGGGAGAUGACGAGGGGGGGAAGGGAGGGGUGGAGGGUAAAGAGGGAAAGGGUGGGGAUGGUGAGGAGGAGGGUGAUAUUGGAGUGAGGGAGAAGAACGUGAGGGAGGAGGAGGGAGGGGAGGAGGAUGGAGAAGGGAAGGGGAAGGGAAGCGGCGAGGAGGGAGAGGAGGAUCGGGAGGAGAUUGAAGAGAGGAAAAGGACGAGGCAUGCGGAGGAGGAUGAGAGUGAGGAGAGGAAGGAGGGAGGGGAGGGGAUGGAGGGAGGGGAGGGGAAGGAGGGAGGGGAGGGUGAAGAAGGGGGUAGACUGCGCAGAAAGGCAGCAGGCGAUGAGGAGAGGGAGGAGGGCGAGGAGGGGAUCAGGGUACGAGAGAAGAAUGUGGAGGAAGAGGGGGAGGGGCAGGGGGAGGGAGGUGAGGAGGGAGAAGAGCGGGUGAGGAAGAGAGCGAAGGGGAAGAAAAAGAAGGGCAAGAAGGAGAGGAGAGGGAAGGAGAAGAGGGGGGAGAAGAAGAGGGGGCGGAAGGAGAGGCUUGUGGACGAGGGGGAGGAUUUAGGGGAGAGGGAGAUCAUCCAAAAGAGGGUCAGCACGGGGGAUGGUGAUGGCGGUGAUGGUGGUGGCAGCGGCGAAAGCAACGAGAUGGAGAAGUCAGAGGAGAUGGAGGACGAGAAGGAGGAGCAGGAGGGGAGGGGGGAAGGCGGGGCAGAUGCAGCGCAGGAUAACAACGCAGCAGUCGCUGACAGCGGCUCGACAAACGCUGGAGGAGGGUCUGCUACUGAUGGAGGCUCGGCCGGCGCAGCCAACACAGCCGGCGGAGCUGAUGCAACCGACUCAGGCGAUGCAGGCGACGCUGCUGCUGCUGCUGCUGCUGCAGGCGAUGCAGGCGACUCAGCUGACGCAGCAGCAGCGGGGCUGCAGGAGGAGAUGGAGGUGGCCGCAGUGACGCCCGGCCGCGACGACAUGAUCCCCGCGGGGGCACGCACCGCCGGCUCCGGUGGUGCUGCCGAUGCCCAUGGUGCCGUUGGCGGUGCAGGUGCGGGCGCGGAGCCGAUAACAGGGGCGGGGGUGGGCGGGGACGUGUUUGGGCGGGCGGGGGAGGGCGUCCAGGCGGGGGAUAUCAUCCGGGGAGGGGGGGAGGGCAGCAUGGGGACGGUGGUGAGUGAAGAGGAGAUGGAGAUUCUAAAGCACCUGCAGGAGGACGUGGCGGUGCGCAUGAGCGAGGACGAGCAGAUGGAGCUGGAGGCGGUGGCCGUGGCGGACAGUGACGCUCAGUCGUCUUACAUGGAGGGGGUCAUGGGGAUCAGGCGGAACUUCAAGCCUACGUUCAUGGGAGUGAAGGACAAGGCCAGCAAGCACGUGCUCCCCCACAUCUCCCAGAUCGCCCGCACGUCCCGCAUGGCGUUUCUCAAGACCAGCUCCACUCUGACCUCCCAAAUCACCCCCUACUUCGGCUCCUCCUCGCCGCUCCUCGCCACUGCCCUCUCUUACCUGCUGCUCCUCCUCCCUCUCGCGCUCGUCACGGCGCUCUUUGUGCGCAUGCGCGCGGCGCUCUCGCUGCGCCGCAUCGUGCACUUUGCCAACCUGUACCUCUUCCUCUACUGCCUCGUACUCCUUGUGGCAUGCUUCGUUAUAAGCGCGGAGCCCAUGGCGAGCCUGAAGAAGGUCGCGGAGCAUAACUACUUCGUGCUGCAGCUGCUGCAAGGGGCCGGCUACCUCUGCUAUCUCGCCCUCCAGGCAAGUGUUGUUCGGGCCCGGCCGAUAUAUUAUCUCUGCAGGUAAUAAGGUCACGGAGCAUAACUACUUCGUGCUGCAGCUGCUGCAAGGGGCUGGCUACCUCUGCUACCUCGCCCUCCAGGCAAGUGCUGCAUGACCCUCCCAAUACCUGUAGGGCGAGAGAGCAUAACUGCUUCAUGCUGCAGCUGCCGCAAGGGGCCAGAUACGGUACGUCUGCUACCUCGCGCUGCAGGCAAGGGCUGCGUAACCUUCGAUAUCCUGGGCGAUCAGCUUUCCUUUGCUGGAAGUGGUCAGUUUCCCUGCUGUUUUUAUGGCUUAUCUACCCUCGGAAAAGCAAUAUUUAUUAUGUCUUCCACCCCUUCCCCACUACCAGGUCCUCUCUCUCUGUGUCACCAUCCGCUCCUCGGAGCGAGGCCAUGGCAAGUUCAUUCGGCUCCGGGCGGUGCUGCAGCUGCUGGUGGCUGCGGGGGUGGGGCUGCACUCCUAUAUCACUGUCUUCGAGCGCGCCAUGCUUGACCUCCCUCCCACUGCCUCCGCCGGUGCGUAUGCUGCUUACGCAGCGUGCUUCUUCUUCCUUGUGCUUAUAUCGAGGGGACCCAAGCGGCACGAGGACAAGGACAAGUAGUGCGGUGCAGAGAUGGGUGCAAUGAUUAGGCUCCGUAGUGUUGGUAGUAGACGGAUUUCCCUUCGUCUCAUGUUUUUUUAUGGUAAUGAGAACUGACGACGCACCUGGUCUGCAAAUUGCAACCUGUCUCAGAGUGAUGCAUGCUUGAAACUUGGUGAAGCCGUAUUAGCUACUAGUGAGGCAUUUUUCUUAGCCUUGUUACCCUAAGGGUGUAGAGCUGAUGUCCGA